Messenger RNA from Myzus persicae (green peach aphid), 1537 nucleotides. RefSeq names its product trichohyalin. Bases 1 to 1452 code for a protein of 483 amino acids. The transcript is spliced from 9 exons. The record is from RefSeq and is a predicted model, not a curated record. NCBI's taxonomy places the organism in Eukaryota, Metazoa, Arthropoda, Insecta, Hemiptera, Aphididae.
AUGCAUGCUAUAAAUGUGGUAGAAAAUAAUCAAAAAACACAUGCUCUUUUAAUCCCAAAAAAUGAAUGGACCCGACUUAAAAAGAUUUUGACAAAAAAGGAUGACGAUAGAGCUGCAAUUGAAAUGAUAAAGCGGUUAAAAGACGAACGGCAUGCUACAUCCAAAGCAAUAUCCGAAUCAUGGGACACCACUGUAUUGAACAAGCGAAAGAAAGAACUAGAAAACAGAAAACAAUUAUUAGCAAGUAAUGAAGCUAGACAACAAAAAAGAGACGAAAUCAUGAAACUCGAGAUUUUGGAACGCAGAAAUGCUAUUGUAGAAAAGGCACGGUUGAAGAAAUGGUCGGAUAGAGAUUCAACAAAAGCGCUGACCAGAGCAAUGCACAAGAUGGAAGUGCUCAGAGAGAGAUCCAUACAAAUGAAAUUCAAUGAGGCGGAGAGAGCAAAGGAACUCGAAGCAGAUCGUUUGUUAAAGAUAGAACAAAAUUUAGAUGCUGAACGAUAUAAGACAGAUCGAUGGGAACAGAAAUUAAAACAAGCUGAAACGAAAAAAGCUAAUGCUGCUGUCUUUCUAAAAGAAUUGAAAGAACGAGAGGAUGUAAAGCGGGAAGAUGAUAUUAAAUUAAGAGAAGAGGGUAAAGCUGAAUUACAAAGAAUCGCAAAUGAAAUUGCGGAAGAUAAAGAGAACAAAAAAGCUAAAGCUCUAGCAACAAGAGAAAAUUUAAUAAAUCAUUUGAAUGAAAAUAGAAAAAUCGUGGCUGAAAACGUUAAGCUUCGUAAAUUAGAAGAUCAAGAGGAAAAUGUAGUAGUAUCAAUAAUGGCUGAGGCAAAGAAGAAAAUAGCUAGAACAAGAAAACUUAAAGACAUAGAAAUAUUAAAAGAAAAACAAAAAUUAUUAGAAAAAAUGGUUGAAACUUCAAACACAUAUCAGGAUAAAGAAGAGGUUGCAUCCCAGAACGCAGUCGAAGAAAAAGAGAGGAAGUAUCAAAGAGAAGAACUUAAAAAAAAGGAUUUGAUGAAAAAGAGAGAAGAAGAUUUCGAGGACAGUAAGAAGAUCUUAGAUGAAGAAAAUAGAAAGGAAAAGGAACGUUUGACACUGAGUCAUCAGUGGGAACUGGAAAGGCGCCUAAGAGAGACUGAAAUGUUACGCUCACUUGAAGAAUUACGUAAACAGGCAAAGACCAGAGAAAUGAAGAGUUUUCGAGAGAAUCUAAACUUACAGCGUGAUAACAAUAGGGCGGCUACUAAAGCCAACGAACAGGUAGAUCUUGAUGAAUAUAACGCAUACUUAAAACUAUGGCAACAACAAGACGAGGAGUUUAUGACCUAUACUAAAAAUAUGAUAGCCAAAUAUAAAAAAGCUGGGAUAUCUGUCAUACCACUCAUAAAAGCCAUUGAGGACUAUAAGAAAAACAACAAACUACUCAGCGCGCAGCGAACACAGUCCGUAUAAUCAACGUUUGUAAUUGUACCAAGAGCAUUUUUUGUAUACGCUUAUAUAGUAAAUAUUUGUGUGAUACAUAUAAAAUAUACGAAAA